Molecule: messenger RNA, 978 nt
Organism: Hibiscus syriacus
Lineage: Eukaryota; Viridiplantae; Streptophyta; Magnoliopsida; Malvales; Malvaceae
Product: carbonyl reductase [NADPH] 2-like
Exons: 5
Coding region: 65-865 (266 amino acids)
Source: RefSeq, a predicted model, not a curated record
UAAAGCUGAAGUCUCAAGCUUGUUCAUUUCACCACCACAACAACAAUAUUGCUUGCUUUGGAUAAUGGAGAAUCAAUCAAAAAAAGUUCUGCUUGCAUCUAAUGGAGAUGAGGUUUCAGUGAACAUUGCCUUGCAUUUAGCCAAACGUGGUUGCAGGUUGGUUUUGAUGGGAAAUGAAUGCUGCCUGAAGAGUGCGAGAAAGAAGAUAAUGAAUUCAACAAAUAAUAUGGUCCCAGUAGAGGUGGUUGGAUUGGAUAUGGAAGAGGAAAGAGAAGAAGCUUUUGAUGAGGCAGUAGAUAAGGCUUGGAAAGCGUUCGGAUUUGUUGAUGCAUUUGUCAAUUGUUUUGCUUAUGAAGGAAAGAUGCAAGACCAUCUGCAAUUAGCCGAAGAAGAGUUGAGAAAAAUCGUAAAAAUAAACUUCAUGGCUGCAUGGUUUCUACUCAAAGCUGUUGGUGGGAGAAUGCGGGACCGUAAAUCAGGCGGUUCCAUCAUCUUCAUGACUACGUUCCUCGGUGCCGAAAGAGGACUCUAUCAAGGAGCUGCCGCAUAUGGUUCAUGCCUGGCAGGAGUCCAGCAAUUAGUUAGAGCAUCGGCUUUGGAGAUUGGGAAACACAAGAUCAGGGUAAAUGCAAUAGCUCGUGGUUUACACUUAGACGACGAGUUUCCUCGGUGGGUUGGGAAGGACAGGGCGGAGGAGUUGGUGGAAAGAGCAGCGCCAUUGCAGAGAUGGUUGGAUGUUGAAAAGGAUUUAGCUUCCACUGUCAUCUAUUUAAUCAGUGAUGGUUCUCGCUUUAUGACUGGGACAACUAUAUUCGUCGAUGGCGCACAAUCCAUGGCCAGACCUCGUAUGAGAUCAUAUAUGUAAGUUCCUUGGGUAGAAAAUCAUACCAUCAUUGUUGCUGAUUCUGAAGAAAGUAGAUUAAAGUUGAAUGAAGAAAACAAACUGAGAAAUCCGAAUUUCUAUUGAUUAAUGAUCUG